ACCUUAAUUUUGUUUUGCGCAUGCGCACUUGCCUUUGUUUAUUGAAAAACGGAGCGCGGUAACAGAUGAGUCAACGAACAAAAACAGCGAAUGCAUCACAUUUUUGUAGGAAAUAAUACAUUUUGGACGUUUUAUUUGUUCUUGCAGAGCCACCAAAGGGGCUGCAUGUCUGAGACAGACAGCCAGAUGCAGCCGUAGUUGUCUGAAGCUAACUACAGCGCCAAUAGCUGCAGCAACAUGUCACAUUGGAGCACCUUCGAAAGGGAGACGGAGAGAGAGACGAAGAAGCUGAUCAGAUGUAUCAGCGGGGUCCAAGACGAGGAAGACCAGAACUUCCAACUGGCCCUGAAAUUUGCAUGGUCCAAUUUCAAGUUCCAUCAGUAUCUGGACGCUGACAGUCAUAAAAUUCAACGCACGAUCAGUGGAAUCUAUGAAAAGCUGAUGGUCCACUCUGACUUGAGUAAAGCAGGGAGCUGGAGGAGACUGACUGACGACUUCCUGAACUCACCAUUACCUAAUACCCAAGGAACGAAGACAGAUAUCCACUACAGUAUCCUGUCGCUGCUGCUUUUCUUAUCAGAUUCCCCUUCAAACACAAACUUCACUGAGAGACCUAGGGUGAAAGAUGCUGAACCAGAAGACAACUUUGACUGGGCCAAGUAUCUCAUGGAAGGGGAGGAAAUAGACACUAGGCCGUUCCCAGAUACGCCAGAGUGGUCUGAGGACGAAAGCGAGGACAAUGACAGGCAGCAGCCAAUCAGCAGAGAGGACUCUGGGAUCCAGUUGGACAGAACCCCCCAGGAGGACCAUGACACCACCAGCAAGGUUGUCCCAGUCGCAUGGACAGUGGGGGAACCAGACGCCCGGGCCUGGCUUGAACAGCAUGUAGUGACUCCGUACUGGGUCGCUCACGCUCCUCGUUUCCCUCACAGCUUGCACUUACACUCGAACUUGCUAAACGUUUGGGACCAGCACUUGUAUAACACCGAUCCUCUGUAUCUGCCAGAAGAAAAAGCCUUUGUCACAGAGACUCAAGUCAUACGGGAAACCUUGUGGCUUCUCUUCGGUGUGAAGAAACACUUUAUUUUCCAGCAUCAUGAUGGCAAAGUUUCUGUGAAGAAUAAUGUGGUGGUAACCCAUCUGACGAGUAACUGCCUGCACUCUGUGCUGGAGCACAUCGCCGUGUAUGGACAGGCGGUGUUCAGGCUGCAGAGGUUCAUAGACGAGGUGACGGGGCACAGCUCAGAACCCUGCCCACCGGGCUCAGGUUCAUCCCACAGCUACAGGAAGGGUUCAGAGCCUCCUUUCAGAACCUACCAGGCUUUUGUGUGGGCUCUUAACAAAUACUUUACCAGCUUUAAAGAAGAGCUGACCACCAUUGAGAGAGAAGUCAUCAGCAAUGAUGAGACGGUGACCCUGUCUGCAGUUCUGGAGCGUCUCAGCCCUCACCUGGCCCAAAUCAAAGUGCUUCACAAAGUCUUCUGCACGGGAGUCGCUGAAGUUCCCCCUGCCACCCCAAAUGUUGUGCGGGCCUCUCACCUGCUGAAUACUCUCUACAAGGCUAUCAUCGACUAUGACAGCGUUGGACAUGCAUCAGAGCAAGCGGUGGCUCUGCUAUUUUCUCUGUGGACAGAGACGGUCAGACCGUAUUUGGAGAUUGUGGAUGAGUGGAUUGUUCACGGCCAUUUGUUUGACCCUGCCAAAGAGUUCAUCAUCCAAAGAAAUAAGGAUGUCCCAGUAAACCACAGGGACUUCUGGUACGCCACCUACACCCUGUACAGCGUGUCAGAGAUGGUGGACAAUGAGGAAAAGCUGAACGAUGCAGCCAGUGGGAGCUCAGGAGGAGAUCAGGGGUCCAGCAACCGGCAGCUCACCAUGGUGUCCUUCCUCAAACCUGUGUUAAAGCAGAUCAUCAUGGCUGGGAAGUCCAUGCAGUUGCUCAAAAAUCUGCACUGUAAGGAGGCUGAGGAUUCUGAGAGAUCCUCCAGAGAUGCAGAGAGGAAGAGUUUGUACACGCUGUUUCUGGAGUCUGUGCAGUCCCGCCUGAGCAGCCCAGAGGAAUCCCCGACAGACAAGGUGACUGAACGGCAGGCCACUACGAGGAGUCUGAUAAAGAUGCAGUCCAUCAUGGCGCAGCACCUGGAGACCAACGACGUCCACGAUCCGCUUUUAGCCAUCAACUUUGCCAGACUCUACUUAGAGCAGAGCGACUUCCAUGAGCGUUUCUCUGGAGGCGACUUCAUCGUGGACCGCUCCUCUCAGUCAGUCACCUGCCAGACCUUCGAGCUGACCCUGCGCUCCUGCCUCUAUCCCCACAUCGAGAGGAGGUACAUUGAGUGCUGCGGGAACCUCAUGAAGACUCUGAAGAAAGACUACAAGCUGCUGGAAUACCUCCAAGCCAUGAGGAACUACUUCCUGCAGGAAGCCGGAGACACCAUGUAUGACUUUUACACCGCCAUCUUUGACAAGGUGCAGGAAAAGGAGAGCUGGCAGCAGCCUUCUUUUCUCAACGUGCUGCUGCAGGAGGCAGUGGGACAGCGCUACCCAGAGGACAGUAGCAGGUUGUCAGUUUUUUUAGAGCCUCUUGACCCAUCGAGGAAAAAGCACCCAGUGAAUAAUUUAGAGGUCCUGACCCUGAGUUACAAGGUGCCCUGGCCUGUAGACAUUGUGAUCAGCUCUGAGUGCCAGAAGAUUUACAACCAAGUGUUCCUUCUCCUGCUGCAGAUCAAAUGGGCCAAAUACAGUCUGGACACGCUACGAUUCAGUGAUUUUGCAGAAGUCACAAAGAAACUGGAAGGAUCUCCUGUUGAGGAAGCGAAGCUGAAACAACCAAUAAACCAGCAGAUUCACAGGAUGUGUCUACUGCGAGUUAAACUGAUGCACUUUGUCAACAGUCUCCACAACUACAUCAUGACCAGAAUUCUGCACAGCACUGGACUGGAGUUUCAGCACCAAGUUCAGGAAGCAAAAGACCUGGACCAGCUGAUCAAGAUCCAUUACAGAUACUUGGCAACUAUCCAUGACCGGUGUCUCCUGAGGGAAAAGGUCAGCUUCGUGAAAGAGGCGAUAAUGAAGGUUCUGAAUCUGGUCCUCAUCUUCUCAGACCGAUGGCAAGCUGGAUUUGGCGCUUGGAAGAUCGAGUCUAUUGAUAAGAUGGAGUCAGAUUUCAAAAACUGUCACAUGUUCCUGGUGACUAUACUUAAUAAAGCAGUUUGUCGGGGCUCUUUUCCUCAUUUGGAGUCCCUGGCCCUCUCUCUGAUGGCAGGAUUUGAGCAGUGCUGAUCAACCCUCCAUGUUUCACUCAUUCAUCACUUUGCCUUUGACUGCUGUUAAGUAGCCUCUGUGUUACUACAAUAGGCAGUACUUGUGUCUUUUAUUUGACUGCUGCCAAGAUCAGUAACUUAGGUCAGGUUCUGCUCAGACUGUUCGACAGUGAUUGGUAGGCAAGCUGUUCCUGAACAAACGAACAUCUGUAUUUAAAAAUACUUUUUGUAUGAUAUGUUUUAAUAUAAAUUGUCAUGUUAAAUGUAAGUAAUGGGUAUGUAUAUAUAUAUAUAUAUGUGUAAGCACAAAUAAAAUGUAUGCGUAGAAAAGGCACAAAAAAUUACAAUGUUUUUGGAAAGCAACAGAAGGUAGAAAACCUGUCAGGGCUUAUAAAAACAAGUUUUAUUUAAAUAUAUACUACUGUAGAAAAAAGGGUAUCUGUAAACUCAUAAACCUAAAAUCCAAAUAUUAAGCCAGAACAAAAUCAUCAUAAUUAAUACUGAUUUGCCCUAAAUUUGUAUGAUUUGAUCUUUAAUUGCCAUCUUUAUUUAUCUUUUUAAAAAGUUGCAUCACAUUCAUUUUGUGUAGGACUUUUAGUUCUGACUGAAAUAUAUGAAGAUUAUGUGCUGUGGCAGAAUUACAAGCUCCAUGAUGCAGGAACUGGUCUGAAGUUGAUUACACACUGUAGGCCUCAGAGUUAGGUUACCCUGGUUUUAUUAAAGGACUCAAGCUAUGUGUCACACCAAUUUAAGUUGACAGAAUUACAUUCACUUUACUUAACCUAUCAAAUACAGUUAUUAGGAGAAUAAAUUGUUGUUUUUUAUAUUUGA
Messenger RNA from Girardinichthys multiradiatus, 4094 nucleotides. It is a transcript of the gene tubgcp5, whose product is annotated as tubulin, gamma complex associated protein 5. The coding region runs from base 238 to 3282 and encodes 1014 amino acids. NCBI's taxonomy places the organism in Eukaryota, Metazoa, Chordata, Actinopteri, Cyprinodontiformes, Goodeidae. The transcript is spliced from 23 exons. Gene Ontology annotation, cellular component: gamma-tubulin complex; centrosome; spindle pole. The record is from RefSeq and is a predicted model, not a curated record. Gene Ontology annotation, molecular function: gamma-tubulin binding; microtubule minus-end binding. Gene Ontology annotation, biological process: meiotic cell cycle; microtubule nucleation; cytoplasmic microtubule organization.